AGAAAUCGAUGUAAACAGACACUUUGCAGUUUCAUUGGCCGUCAUGUCUCCGUAUAUUCUUGGUAUAGACUUGGGGACCACCUCUGUUAAAGCUGUUUUAUUAGAAUCUGGCACCAGAGUUGUGGUGGCGAGUUAUUCUAUGCAAACUUCAUCUGAUAUAAUAGACAGCAGUGACAUCAAGGCAAAUGAGCAGGAUACUGGUAGAAUAAUAGACACCUUGAACCAGUGCAUCCAAAAACUGCCCGCUGACAAGUUAAAACAUGUGCUACGCAUUGGUCUCUCAGGGCAGAUGCACGGGGUUUUGUUUUGGAAAGCUCGGAGUGGUUGUGACUGGUCCAGCAGAAACUGCUUCAUUGCCAAAAACACCAGUCAGCUGAUCACCUGGCAGGACCAGCGCAGUAACAAUGAUUUUCUUUCCACUCUUCCAAAACCAAAUUCACAUCUUAGUUUGGCCACUGGCUUUGGGUGUGUCACUAUUUUCUGGUUCCUCAAACAUAGACCCACAUUUCUAGAGGAGUUUACAGCUGCUGGGACUAUCCAGGACUACGUGGUGUCCAUGUUGUGUGGUUUAGAAAGAUGUGUGAUGACGCCUCAGAAUGCAGGCAGCUGGGGUUACUUCAACACCUCAAACAACCAGUGGAACCUCGAAAUUUUGGAGUCUGCCGGCUUCCCUACACGCUUGCUCCCUGAGUGUGUACCGUCUGGGGUACUGGCGGGGAACACAUGCAUGGACUGGCAUGGUAUUAGUGCUGGGACCCCUGUAGGAGCUGCUCUGGGGGACUUUCAGUGCUCGGUCUACUCCUGCAUGAACACAAGCACAGAUGCAGUUCUUAACAUCAGUACAUCAGCCCAACUGAGCCAUGCUAUGCCUCUUGGCUUUACACCUCCAAGUUCCCCGCAAACAAACUCACCCAUCUCCUAUUUCCCGUAUUUUGAUUCAUCGUAUCUGGCUGUAGCUGCAUCACUCAAUGGAGGGAAUGUUGUAGCCAUGUUUGUUGACAUGCUCAUGAAGUGGAUGAGUGAACUAGGAGCAGAGAUGCCCAAGUCCUCCAUAUAUGAGAAGCUAAUUGGAUAUGCCCUAACCCAAGAUACCAGUGACUUGAAUGUGCUUCCCACCAUCCUCGGAGAGCGACACAGCCCCCUCCUUUUGGGACAAGUGACCCACAUCUCCCCCUCCAACCUUUCUCUGGGUCAUGUGACACGAGCACUCUGCAAUGGCAUCAUCAGUAACCUCACCUCCAUGAUGCCAGCCGCCUAUCUUCACAAAGUGGGGGUCACCAGGGUAGUAGGCAGUGGCACAGCUCUGGCUUGUAACCAGGUGCUCAGACAGGAAGUGGAGAGGGCCUUUUCACAGUUGAUCAUUGAGUACAGACAGAACACUGACUCUGCAGUGGGCGUGGCCAUGGUGCUCUGUGACAGACUUUGAGCAGCUGAAAUUACAAGAUAUUAAUCAUUAUUAGUAUCAUUGGUAUUAUUAAAAUGCUGUAUUAAAUUGCAUAAUUUAAGUUGGCGUUAUCACAAUACCAAAAAUCUAGCAAUAUGUGAACAUAAUGAAACCAUAAAACAUAUUAACUUGCACACUCAUAGAUUAAAAUGUUAAAUUAUGCAAGAAAUAAAG
This is a messenger RNA of Periophthalmus magnuspinnatus, 1618 nucleotides long. RefSeq names its product sedoheptulokinase (gene shpk). The coding region runs from base 44 to 1426 and encodes 460 amino acids. The transcript has 7 exons. The record is from RefSeq and is a predicted model, not a curated record. Gene Ontology annotation, molecular function: sedoheptulokinase activity. Gene Ontology annotation, cellular component: cytosol. Gene Ontology annotation, biological process: cellular response to lipopolysaccharide; carbohydrate metabolic process. NCBI's taxonomy places the organism in Eukaryota, Metazoa, Chordata, Actinopteri, Gobiiformes, Gobiidae.